UUAAAGUGUUGUACAUUGAUUGGCCAGUGUUGACAACGUGGGCGUGGUCAGACGUCAAUGUUUAUGUAGUCUACUGUCUGUCCGUGUCUGUAACCGCUCCAAGGUCUCUGCAAUGUGAUUUCGUGGCGUUGCUUUGUUGUUAUUUCAUUUUACCCCCUGUCUUCACUACAUUAUGCUCCAGCCUUUAAAAUGGGGAAUCACUAACAGGUGAAACACGGAAGAAACCGAGGAACAAGCCGGAAUGGCAGGCGCCUUUGGUUUCAAAGGCUGCCAGAAAAUUCGAGGUCAGCAGAUUAGAAAUCUGCUUGAAGCGAAGGACUUCUUUCUCUUCGACUGCGACGGGGUUAUAUGGCACGGAGAGAAUGCAAUAGCGGGAGCGGCGAAGGUGGUGAAUUCGCUGAUCCGCCACGGCAAAAAUGUAGUGUUCGUCACCAACAACUGCACCAGGCCCCGGGAAAAUUACGUGCACAAGUUCUACCGACUGGGCUUCACCGACGUGAUGCUAGAACAGAUCUUUAGCUCUUCGUACUGCUCGGCCCUCUACCUGAGAGAUGUCGUCAAGGUCCGCGGCCAGGUGUUUGUGAUCGGCUGCGACGGACUGCGCAUAGAGCUGCUGGAGGCGGGCAUCCCCUGUGUGGAGGAAGAGGACGAUCCGGACGCCACCAUCUACAACUGCCCCUUGGCUCCGGACGUCAAGGCAGUGCUGGUGGGGCAUGAUGAUAAACUGACUUUUUUAAAAAAAAAGCUCCCGCUGGCUAGUGGAAGGAUUCUGCCAGGUUCUGGGUCCCUCACUGCAGCCCUGGAGGUGGCCUCAAGUCGCAAGGCCACUGUGAUCGGCAAGCCGAGCCGCUUCAUGUUCGAGUGCAUCUCCAGUCAGUUCAGUGGGGUGGACCCUGCCCAGUGCCUGAUGGUCGGGGACCGCCUGGAGACAGACAUACUGUUUGGGUCCAACUGCGGCCUCGAUACCAUGCUCACUCUCACCGGUGUGUCUCAGAUUGAGGAGGCCCAGGAGUACCUGAAAAGCGAGCUGACCACCAACCACAGCUUGGUGCCUGACUACGUGGUGGACACCAUUGCAGAUUUCUUACCUGCGUUUGAGGAACUGGAUGAACAGAACAACUGAUGAGUCCCUUUGGCUCUAGUACGGAGCACAGAUUGCUUCUGGUGCAUUUCAAGUGCAGUGUUUAGUCUGGCAACACAAACAUUCCUGUCUACAAUUAUCAAAAACUAUACAGUAAACGUUCCUCAGUAACAAGGCGCUGUUUAUGUUGUGAGCAAGAGUCGUAGGACAUAAUAUUCUCAAAAUAAUCAGAGUAAUCCAGUUCAUACCUCAGUGUUUCUUCUAGUGUUGUGCCCAUUUGUGAAUUGACCGUUCCCUCUGACUUGGUUAUGAAUAUACUGCACUUUCUUGUUCAUGGCUCGUGUUUGAUACUGGAUUUUGAACAUCCAGGGGUAUUUUUGCAAAGACAAAGUGUUGUGUAACCAUGUGUUUAGGAGGUGGUUAAUUUUUGCCAAAAGCCAGACAAUGUCUGUUUUCUUGUAUGCGUUUGCCAGGCUGUGACUUCUCCUGGAUUAAUUUAUGGCAAAAGGAGAAACUAAACACUGAGGUUUUCUCAGCUCUGGUGGAGACUAAGAUGACAAUCUGCCAGUCAGACAGGUGAAGUGUACAUUCACUUUUGGCCUUUCUGUCAUGUCUGUAAUACUUGUGCCAAUAUCCAUCAGAGUAAUAAACAGCUUACUAAAUCUU
Molecule: messenger RNA, 1747 nt
Organism: Monopterus albus (swamp eel)
Lineage: Eukaryota; Metazoa; Chordata; Actinopteri; Synbranchiformes; Synbranchidae
Gene: pdxp
Product: pyridoxal (pyridoxine, vitamin B6) phosphatase
Cellular component (GO): cytosol; cytoplasm
Molecular function (GO): phosphatase activity
Source: RefSeq, a predicted model, not a curated record